GACGGCUGAACACCGGCGUGUUAGCUGUCACUCUAUGCAGACUGUUGAGGUCAAGGGGAGAAAAGCAUGGCAGCUUUAUUGAGAGGUUGUCGAAUUAUUUUGCAAAAGUGGAAUGUCAGCCCAACCUUUGCAUCAAUGCGGUCUAUGGCCUCCAAAACACCCAUUGGGUUUAUUGGUUUGGGAAACAUGGGGAGUCCCAUGGCCAAGAACCUGCUGAAAAAUGGCUACCCCGUUAUUGCUACUGAUGUCUUUCCCGAGUCCUGCAAGGAGCUGCGGGAUCUGGGUGCCCAGGUAGUGGACUCCCCUGCAGAAGUUGCUGAGAAAGCAGACCGCAUUUUCACCAUGCUUCCAUCCAGUCCAAAUGUCAUCGAAGUUUACACGGGCCCCAAUGGCAUUCUUAAGAAGGUAAAGAAGGGAACACUUUUGAUUGACUCUUCCACCAUCGACCCCGCCGUCUCGAAAGAGAUGGCGUUAGCCGCUGAGAAGAUGGGCGCCGUCUUCAUGGAUGCACCCGUGUCAGGAGGUGUCGGUGCUGCCAGUCUGGCUAAGCUGACCUUCAUGGUGGGUGGCGCGAAGGAGGAGUACAACGCUGCGCAGGAACUGCUCACCUGCAUGGGAGCCAACGUUAUCUAUUGUGGACAAGUUGGCACCGGACAGGCUGCAAAGAUCUGCAACAACAUGCUGCUGGCCAUCGGCAUGAUCGGAACCGCCGAGACCAUGAACCUCGGCAUCAGGCUGGGUUUGGACCCCAAGCUUCUGGCCAAGAUCCUCAACAUGUCCUCGGGUCGCUGCUGGGCCAGCGACUCAUAUAAUCCCGUCCCCGGUGUCAUGGAGGGAGUCCCUUCUGCCAACAACUAUCAGGGAGGCUUUGGGACGACACUCAUGGCCAAGGAUCUCGGCUUGGCCCAAAACACAGCCACCAACACCAAGACGUCCAUUCCUCUCGGUUCACUCGCUCACCAGAUCUACAGAGUUAUGGCAUCCCGCGGCUACGCCAACAAGGACUUCUCAUCCGUCUUCCAGUUCCUGCGGGAGGAGGAAGGACAGUGAGCACAAGACACACACAAAAGUACAACCUCACACUCAACCCCCAACAAUCCUCAGGAUAGUCGACAUAGUACACAACAUUUACCCUCGUUGUCCUUAAAUGGGUUUUUUUUGGAUACCAAAGUUACCAAUGGAUGCAAUUAGCAUAAUUUUCCUCAGGAUGAUCAUAACAAUUGUUGGGGUAGGUUGUGACUUCAAACUAGGCUUCAUUAAGCGAACGGAGCUGAUCCUUGUGAAAUCUUUAGCUGUUACCUUUUGCACUUUGGGCACGCUGUACAAUGCUCAGGGGGGUGUUUGAUGUUACGCAAACUACUUGAAUUUAUUUCUAUGCCACUGGAGUAUUUUUCCACUGUUUCAGUUGCGCACCGAAAAUAUUGUUUCCCGUGGUCUGUUUUGAAUUUUUAUUUAAGGCGUGAGCAAGGAACGGUUAGUUCAUGGCUGCUUUCAGCAAAUGUACAUAGUGUAUAUUUCGUUUUGUUGUGGCAUUUAGAAAACUGUCGAAGACUUUUUGUCUGAAAAAUUGUCGACAUUCUGUCUUUACACUGUGGACCUAAAAUGUUCAUUAAAAUGUCGUCUGUGCACUUU
Syngnathus acus (greater pipefish) is the source of this 1632-nucleotide messenger RNA. It is a transcript of the gene hibadha, whose product is annotated as 3-hydroxyisobutyrate dehydrogenase a. Gene Ontology annotation, biological process: L-valine catabolic process. The coding region runs from base 67 to 1050 and encodes 327 amino acids. Gene Ontology annotation, cellular component: mitochondrion. Gene Ontology annotation, molecular function: NADP binding; 3-hydroxyisobutyrate dehydrogenase activity; NAD binding. Lineage: Eukaryota; Metazoa; Chordata; Actinopteri; Syngnathiformes; Syngnathidae. The transcript is spliced from 8 exons. The record is from RefSeq and is a predicted model, not a curated record.